Molecule: messenger RNA, 4533 nt
Organism: Clarias gariepinus (North African catfish)
Lineage: Eukaryota; Metazoa; Chordata; Actinopteri; Siluriformes; Clariidae
Gene: asap3
Product: ArfGAP with SH3 domain, ankyrin repeat and PH domain 3
Exons: 26
Coding region: 374-3292 (972 amino acids)
Biological process (GO): positive regulation of GTPase activity
Cellular component (GO): cytoplasm
Molecular function (GO): GTPase activator activity; protein binding
Source: RefSeq, a predicted model, not a curated record
CAAUAGUCUUUUGUGGCCUGUGCUUAGCUCGGACAACCCAAACAUUCCCACGUGACGCUACAACGAUUAGCUCACGAGUGCGCGCUCCUACAGGAGAGGCUAAAGAAGAAAAAAAAAAGAAACACACACACACACACACAGAGCAGUCGAUCGGUGAGACGUGAGGAGCGCGCCUCUCCUUCUCCAUGCACAGUGGUGUUGUUGUUUUCCCGCGGAUUAUUGCCGGAGUUUUUAUUCCUGGAAAUACCUUUUUCAUGCGACACUUGGUCUUUAAGCAGGCUCGUGCGUGCGCGCGCGUCGUGUCUUCGAUUUAAUUGUUUUUUAAGCAAAGUUUAAAGUUUUUUUUUUUUUUUACUUUUGCUUUGGAGCAGCCAUGCGGGAGAAAGUGAGCAUCUCGGACUUCGUGUCGUUAGCGAAUGAGGACAUGUCGUCACCGUCCACGUCGUGCUUCCAGGCGAAAAUGAGCGAGUGCCGGAGCACCGUCACGGGGCUCGAGGAGACUCUGGAGCAGGACCAGGGCUCUCUGCAGAGGAUGAAGAAGAUGGUGAAGGGGAUCCACAGCUCAGGCCUCAAUCACGUGGAGUGUAACGAGCAGUACAUCGAGAUUUUGGAGAACCUGGGAAACAGUCAUCUGUCGCAGGACAAUAACGAGAUCUCCACAGGGUUCCUGAACCUGGCGGUGUUCACGCGGGAGGUCACGGUGCUCCUCAAAACACUGGUGCAGAAUCUGCACAGCAUCCUGUCCUUCCCUCUGGAGAAUAUCCUGAAGAGUGAGCUGAGAGACAGCAGACUGGACCUGAAGAAGCAGAUGGAGCGAGGCUGGAAAGAUUAUGACGUUAAAAUGGGGAAGCUGGAGAGGGAGCGGCAGAAGCAGUACGGUCUGAUACGCCUGGACUCGGACAUACUGGAGGACAUGGAGAGAGAGAGGAGGACUUUCCAGCUGCAGAUGUGUGAGUAUUUACUGAAGGUGCAGGAGAUGAAGAUACGCCAGGGUCCUGAUCUGCUCCAGAGUCUUAUCAAGUAUUUCCAAGCACAGCUUAAUUUCUUUCAGGAUGGAUUGAAAGCCGCUGAAAAUCUCAGUCCAUUUGUGGAAAAGCUAGCAGCCUCUGUUCACACGGUUCGUCAGGAAGAGGACGAGCACGUGAAGCAGCUCUCUCAGCUCCGUGACUGUCUCCGGAGUCAGCUUCAAGUGGAGGGUAAAGAGGAUUAUCUAAACAGGAAGAACUCCGGGCACGGCUACAGCAUCCACCAGCCACAAGGCAACAAGAAAUACGGCACCGAGAAAUCGGGCUUCCUGCUCAAGAAGAGCGACGGGAUCAGGAAGGUGUGGCAGAAGAGGAAAUGUGGAGUCAAGUACGGCUGUCUGACCAUCUCGCACAGCACGAUUAACAGACCUCCGGCCAAACUCAACCUCCUCACGUGUCAGGUUCGGCCCAACCCCGAUGAGAAGAGGACGUUCUCCCUUGUGACACAUAAUCGCACGUAUCAUUUCCAAGCAGAGGAUGAACAAGAAUGUAUAAUUUGGGUGUCGGUACUCCAGAACAGUAAAGAGGCGGCUCUGAACACGGCUCUCGGUGGAGAUCAGCUGCAGUACCCGGGCAGCGGGUUGCAGGAUCUGGCGCGGUCCAUCAUUUCAGGCCUGAGGAAUCUUCCAGGCAACGACGCUUGCUGCGACUGCGGCGCUCCGGAACCCACCUGGCUCUCCUCGAACCUGGGCAUCCUCACAUGUAUCGAAUGUUCAGGAAUUCACAGAGAACUCGGCGUGCACUACUCACGCAUACAGUCGCUCACGCUUGACAUGCUGAGUACAUCUGAGCUCCUGCUUGCAGUGAGCAUCGGGAACACCAAGUUUAACGACGUCAUGGAGGCCAACCUUCGCGAUGACUCACUGAAACCCGUACCGCAGAGCGACAUGAAUGCGAGGAAGGAGUUCAUCACGGCGAAGUACGUGGAAAGGCGCUACGUGUUCCCCAAAGAGCACUCGGAGCUCCUGCGCGUGUACGAUGCCGUGAAGUCGAGAGACCUGAGCUCCAUCCUGCAGCUGUACGCCGAAGGAGAAGAUCUGUCCAAACCCACAGCUGUACCUGACCAACAGGAUUUGAAAGAGACGGCUCUUCACCUGGCUGUGCGUUUGGCCGAGAAGAGCUCUCUGGCCCUGGUCGAUUUUCUUACACAGAACUGUGGCUGUUUGGAGAAGAAAACAGUGGAAGGAAACACAGCUCUACAUUACUGUGCGCUGUACAAUAAACCAGAAAGUCUAAAACUGCUCCUUAAGGGGAAGGCUACUUUACACACAGCGAACACUGCCGGAGAGACUGCGCUGGACAUCGCCAAGAGACUGCAACACACGCACUGUGUCGACCUGCUGGAGCUGGCUCACAGCGGGAAAUUUAACUCCCAGAUCCAUGUGGAGUACACGUGGGAGAUGCCGCAGGAGUUCAUGUACGACAGCGAAGACGAUCUGGAUGAAAAGGCCAGCCCACCGCGGUGUCUCCGCUCUCCUCCGCCCUCUAAUGGCUGCUUUGUGAACGUUCCAUGGGGUGACCCUGACCGACCCUACCAGAACGUGGAAUAUGUUUCGCGCACCACGGCGAGCAGCAGCACCUCCUCCGGAGGUCACACGCCCCCUCCGCUUCCGGCUAAAUCCAUUCAGAGAGGCCGUUCCGACCCCCAAAUCAGCACCUCCGCCCAGGAGACUCUCGGCUUUUCCCGCCACAGCUCCAGUUCCUGGAAUGGUUCCCAUAGAAACGGCCCCCCUUCACCCCUGGCAGAUGUGUCGGGGUCACGGGCUCCCCAGUCGCCUCGCAACGGCCUGCUGAAGAGACAGACGGGGAUCUGGGAUGGACAGAGUCCAUCGGCGUCACAGAGCUCCAUCGGACCUGUCGUAUCAGAAAAGACGACGUCAUAUCGGCGAACGAGUAGCGGAAGUGCGAAGUGCGCGGCAGGUUCCCCCAGCUCGGGAAGCAGCAUGGAGGAGCUCUACUGUAGCCUGACCAAUAACAGCACCGCUAACGUUAACGCUAACGCUCAUGCUAACCUCUCAGUGCCGGUCAUACUGCCGCCACCGCGGUCACGCAAGAACGCCAUGUGCUCCACGAGGCCGUGGCAGAGGAAGGUUCGGGCGUUAGUCGACUGUAUGUCUGUGGGCUCCGACCAGCUGGCGUUUUGUAAAAACGAUAUUAUUAUUGUAACCGCUACUGAUGAUCCCCACUGGUGGGUUGGACAUGUGGAGGGAAAACCGUCCAAAAGCGGCUCCUUUCCAGUCAACUACGUCAAGAAACUUGGAGAAUGAACCCUGCAGCACUUGAGACGAGCGGCCGCGAUGCUCCACCUGUUAAUCUGCAGUGAAGUGGGUUUAAGAGGGAAUGACUGUAUCGCUUGUUCCUCAGACUGUUCAGCACAUCAGUCCUGGCACUUUAGAGACGUUUUAUUGCCGUGUGGAGCCGGACAGAGACAGUGAGAGAGAGAGGCUGAUGUGCCAAGCAGCACUUAGUAAACACAUGGACACUCAUAAAGGUAACAGGAAGCCCUCGGAACGGAGAGACGGCAGAUGAUUAUCCAAGCAUUAAAGGGAAAAUAAGCGCAGUGCAUCUCCUGAUAGCUUUCUGAUGCCAAGUUCCCAGGUUUCUUUGUGACGAAUAGCAACGAAACUCGAUCCUCAUUGACUGACUUUCAGCCCAGCGAGGGAGAGACGGGAAAGGAAAGGAGGAGGUAUCGCGUUCCCUGGAUGUUUGACUCGUCUUUCUGCUGGAUCGGCAUUAUUCUCACUAGUGGACACAGCGUUUGGCUUUAAGGUGAAGAAGAUUUGACGUGAGCGGCUCUGAUGAUGAUUUCGGACAGUGACACGGUGUGCGGGCGGUUUCCGAAAUGGCUAAACCUGGAAAUUGUAGUUGCGCUAAUUGUAAUACAGAUUGUACCGCAACUUUUCCGAAUUAUUUACUAUCACUCGAGGAAUAGGUUGCUUUUCCAAAUGGUUUCAAGCCCUUUUUCAUGACUGUUCUGCUUUUAUUUAGUUUCACGCUCGCUCACGAAGUCCAGCAGCAGCCUCCGUCAUCACCUGGCGUAUUUUAUUUCCCGCCGUCGUUUCAACUUCAACCUUUUAAACAGUGAACGUAUCAGAAAAUCACAAUAUUCGCACUAAUACCAAGCUCAUAACUCUGUACGAUGCACUAACAGGAGCCAAAGAUGUGUAAAUAAUAAUAAGUGUGUAGUUGCUUCAUGGUGCAUCGUUGUAAUGUAAUUUAUUUUUAAAAAGACAAAAAACUAGACGUGAUUGUUUUAACGCACUUUUAUACUCAUUCUGCUUGUUUAAAUUGGAAUCAGAGUCAAACUACAGUAGCAGUUUUGUUUACUGUCUGUUUUCUUGUUUCGCACUUACACUACAGUACAUCAUUCAAGAAACUCUUCAUACUCGAGUUCAGUAAGAAGAAUUAAAGUUAAAGGUGAAUCGUGUCAACUAGAAAAAUCAGCCGAGCGCGGGCAACAUGAAGCUAACGCUGAAUAAAUGAUUAUAUCAUUAUAUAAAUGAGUUUA